This is a messenger RNA of Sapajus apella (tufted capuchin), 1403 nucleotides long. Its product is annotated as zinc finger protein 28-like. Lineage: Eukaryota; Metazoa; Chordata; Mammalia; Primates; Cebidae. The coding region runs from base 1 to 957 and encodes 318 amino acids. The record is from RefSeq and is a predicted model, not a curated record. The transcript has 4 exons.
AUGUUGGAGAACUACAGGAACCUGGAGUCUGUGGGUAUCACCAUUUUGACUGUGGCAAAACCUUCAGUCAGAAAUCACCUUUUGUAUACCAUUGUAGACUUCAUACUGGAGAGAAACUACAAAUGUGAAGAAUGUGACAAAGUUUUUAGUCGCAAAUCAGACCUUGAAAAACAUAAAAUAAUUCAUACAGGAGAGAAACCAUACAAAUGUAAGGUUUGUGACAAGGCUUUCGGGUGUGAUUCACACCUGGCACAACAUCAGAGUGUUCAUAUUGGAGAGAAACCUUACACGUAUAAUGAAUGUGGCAAGGUUUUUAAUCAAAAAGCAAACCUUGUAUGUCAUCUUAGACAUCAUACAGGAGAGAAACCUUACAAGUGUAAUGAGUGUAGCAAGACCUUCAGUCAGAUAUCAUCUUUUACAUACCAUCGUAGUUGUCAUACUGGAGAGAAACCUUACAAGUGUAAUGAGUGUGGCAAGACCUUCAGUCAGUCAUCCUUUGUAGUUCAUCAUAGAAUUCAUACAGGAGAGAAACCUUACAAGUGUAAUGAGUGUGGCAAGACCUUCCGUCAGUCAUCAUCCUUUUCAGUUCAUCGCAGAAUUCAUACAGGAGAGAAACCUUACAAGUGCAAUGAGUGUGGCAGGACCUUCCGUCAGUCAUCAUCCUUUUUAGUUCACCGUAGACUUCAUACUGGAGAAAAACCUUACAAGUGUAAUGAGUGUAGCAAGACCUUCAGUCAGGUGUCAUCCCUGAAAUGCCAUCGUAGUCUUCAUACUGGAGAGAAAGCUUACAAGUGUAAUGAAUGUGGCAAGACCUUCAGUCAUUCAUCAUCCCUUUUAGUUCAUCGCAGAAUUCAUACAGGAGAGAAACCUUAUAAGUGUAAUGAGUGUUGCAAGACUUUCAUUCAAAAGGUAUCCCUUAUAAGGCAUCGUAGACUUCAUACUGCAGAAAAACUUUAGAAAUGCAAUGAGUGUGGCAAGACCUUCAGUCAAAUGUCAUCUCUUGUAAUCUAUUGUAAACUUCAUACUGGAGAGGAAACCUUAGAAGUGUAAUGAGUGUAGCAAGAUCUUCACUUAUAAUUCAGACCUUAUAAUUCAUAAGGCAAUUCAUUCUGGAGAUAAACUGACAAGUGUAAUGAGUGUGGCAAGGUUUGUGAUUAACAAACACAGCUUGCACAACAUUAGAGAGUUCAUACUCGAGAGAAACCUUGCAAAUGUAAUGAGUGUGGCAAAGCCUUUGGUGUGCAGUCAACACUUAUCCACCAUCAAGCGAUCCAUGGUAUAGGGAAACUUAAUGUAAUGAUUCUCACAAUGUUUUCAGUAGUUACAACCAUUGCAAAUUAUUAGAGAAUCCAUAAUAAAGAGACAUCUUACAAGUGUAAUAAAUGUGACAAGUUGUUCCAUCA